UUUUAAGUUCCUUCCUACCGCUUGCUUCAUACAUCUGAGGAGAGUAGUUCCGCUCUCCUCCCUCCUUAUCCCAUUCCUGCCACGGCCGCUCACUUUUUAAACCCUCGUCACCAUGGCGUCGUUCUUAGAAAAUGCAUACAGUCUUGUCCAUUUGGACAACACGGCUGAUCAGCCUUCCAUACAGGACUUGAAGUUGCAGUUGGAGAAGGGCAAUGAUGAAACUAAGAUGGACACGAUGAGGACGAUCAUCACGAUCAUGCUCAAUGGAGAUCCAAUGCACCAGCUGUUGAUGCACAUUAUUCGAUUUGUGAUGCCUUCGAAGAGCAAGCCUCUCAAGAAGCUGCUGUACUUCUACUACGAAAUCUGCCCGAAGCUCGAUGCGAAUGGCAAGUUGAAGCAAGAGAUGAUCCUGGUCUGCAACGGUAUUCGCAAUGACCUUCAGCACCCCAACGAAUACAUUCGAGGCAACACCCUUCGUUUCCUGUGCAAGCUCCGAGAGCCUGAACUCAUUGAACCCCUCCUUUCGUCAGCCCGCUCAUGCUUGGAACACCGUCAUGCCUAUGUGAGAAAGAAUGCCGUCUGGGCCGUCGCUUCUAUUUUCCAACAUUCGGAAGCUCUUAUUCCCGAUGCGCCUGAACUCAUCCAGACGUUCCUCGACACCGAGACUGACGGCACGUGCAAGCGUAAUGCUUUCGCAGCUCUCAUGUCCAUCAGCCAUCAGAAAGCCCUAGAGUACUUGGCCUCUACAUUCGACAGUAUUCCGAAUACAGAUGAACUCCUCCAGCUGGCGGAGCUUGAAUUUAUCAGGAAAGAUGCGGUACAAAACGCUCAGAACAAGGCGAGGUACCUGAAAUUGAUCUUCGACCUCCUAGACGCUUCAACCAGUACCGUUAUCUACGAAGCUGCGACAUCCCUUACUGCUCUCACCAGUAACCCAGUCGCCGUUAAGGCUGCUGCCCAGAAGUUAAUCGAAUUAUGCAUCAGGGAGGCCGACAACAAUGUGAAGCUCAUUGUUCUUGAUCGGGUUGACCAGCUAAGGAUCCGCAAUGAAGGCGUCUUGGAGGAUCUCACGAUGGAAAUUCUACGCGUCCUUUCCAGCCCUGACAUCGACGUUCGGCGGAAGGCCCUCGGCAUCGCAUUGGAGAUGGUCUCCAGCAAGAAUGUCGAAGAGAUUGUCAUGCUACUGAAGAAAGAGCUCGCCAAGACUGUAGAUGAACAAUACGAGAAGAAUAGCGAGUAUCGUCAACUUCUUAUCCAAUCGAUACACAACUGUGCCAUUAAGUUCUCGGAGAUCGCUGCUAGCGUUGUUGAUCUUCUAAUGGACUUUAUUGCGGACUUUAACAACAACUCUGCCGUUGAUGUGAUCUCGUUCGUCAAGGAGGUCGUUGAGAAGUUCCCUAACCUGCGCGCUUCCAUCGUCGAUCGCCUGGUGUCGACUUUGAGUGAGGUCCGUGCCGGAAAGGUUUACCGCGGUGUCUUGUGGGUUGUCGGUGAAUACUCUUUGGAGGAGAAAGACAUCCGUGAAGCCUGGAAGAAGAUCAGAGCUAGCUUGGGUGAGAUCCCUAUCUUGGCCUCGGAACAGCGGCUGCUCGAUGAAACCCCGGAAGACAGUGCACUCAAGGAACAGGCCAAUGGCCAUGCCAAGCCUUCAGCGCCAACAGGGUCCAGAAAGGUGUUGGCAGACGGCACGUAUGCUACUGAAAGCGCUUUGACUAGCCAGUCCGCGGCUGCAGCCAGGCUUGAAGCCGUCAAAGCUGCUCAGAAGCCCCCUCUCCGUCAAUUGAUCUUAGAUGGUGAUUACUACCUAGCAACCGUUCUUUCUUCCACUUUGACGAAAUUGGUGAUGCGCCAUUCUGAGGUUUCUGAGGAUGCUGCUCGGACCAACGCACUGCGUGCGGAAGCAAUGCUGAUCAUGAUCUCGAUUAUCCGUGUCGGCCAAUCUCAUUUCGUCAAAGCCCCUAUUGACGAGGAUUCAGUGGAUCGUAUCAUGUGCUGUGUACGUUCGCUUGCUGAGUUCUCCGAGAGGAAGGAACUGGAAACCACUUUUCUGGAGGACACGCGGAAGGCGUUCCGGGCCAUGGUCCAGGUAGAGGACAAGAAGAGAGCUGCUAAGGAGGCGGUCGAGAAGGCCAAGAGUGCUGUGCAGAUCGAUGACGCUAUCCCUAUCCGGCAAUUCUCCAAGAAGAACGCUCUUGAAGGCGCGGAAGAGAUUGAGCUUGAUUUAGCCAAGGCCACUGGUGGAGACUCCACGGUGGAAACUGUCUCUUCCAAACUCAGCCGUGUGGUACAACUCACUGGAUUCUCGGAUCCCGUCUAUGCGGAGGCCUACGUCACCGUUCACCAGUUCGAUAUUGUUCUGGAUGUUCUUCUGGUCAACCAGACUCUGGAAACCCUGCAAAAUCUGUCCGUCGAGUUUGCAACACUUGGAGACCUGAAGGUUGUUGAACGGCCAGCAACCCAUAACCUCGGACCUCGCGAUUUCUUGAAUGUGCAGGCUACAGUCAAGGUAUCGUCCACGGACACCGGUGUCAUCUUUGGUAACAUCGUGUAUGAUGGCGCCAGCUCAACCGAGUCGCAUGUUGUCAUUCUCAACGACAUUCAUGCCGAUAUUAUGGAUUACAUCCAGCCCGCUCACUGCACCGAGACUCAGUUCCGGACCAUGUGGACCGAAUUCGAGUGGGAGAACAAGGUCAACAUCAACUCCAAGGCGAAGAGCCUCCGCGAAUUCCUCAAGCAACUCAUGGACAGCACCAACAUGGCAUGCCUGACGCCAGAAGCAUCGCUGAAGGGCGACUGUCGAUUCUUGAGUGCUAAUCUCUAUGCCCGGAGCGUAUUUGGCGAGGACGCACUUGCAAACUUGAGCAUUGAGAAGGAAGGAGACGAUGGACCGAUCACUGGAUUUGUGCGGAUAAGAAGCCGUUCACAGGGACUGGCAUUGAGUUUGGGAUCCCUGAAAGGCCUAAAGGCCUCGGCUGCCUAAUUGAUGUUGACCAGCGCUUGAAUAGUUGAUUACCCUUUUACAUUCUAUCUUAUUAUCAUAGUAUCUAUUGUAUUUGAUCUGCGUUUUGUUCUCUCUACAGUGUGACUCUGAUGGACGAAUCUCUUGACUAUACGUGUUUCCUUUUUCUAUCGUGUUGUACUGGAUGAGAAAAGACUUUUUUUUUUUCUUUUUCCUUCUUCUUUGAAAUGAAAGAAUUUUACA
Aspergillus caelatus is the source of this 3202-nucleotide messenger RNA. Its product is annotated as coatomer subunit beta. NCBI's taxonomy places the organism in Eukaryota, Fungi, Ascomycota, Eurotiomycetes, Eurotiales, Aspergillaceae. Gene Ontology annotation, biological process: endoplasmic reticulum to Golgi vesicle-mediated transport; intracellular protein transport; intra-Golgi vesicle-mediated transport. The record is from RefSeq and is a predicted model, not a curated record. Gene Ontology annotation, cellular component: cytoplasm; COPI vesicle coat. Gene Ontology annotation, molecular function: structural molecule activity. The coding region runs from base 113 to 2980 and encodes 955 amino acids. The transcript has 6 exons.